GUCUGUGUGUGUGUGAGGAUGAGAGACAAGACGGACAGACAGUGAUUUCAGACAGACCUAAGGGAGAGAGAUAGACGGAAAAAGAGAGAGAGUGAAGAGUUAGAAAGAUGGAGCUAGCGAGACGGGGGUGGAGCUUCUCGUGAGGGACGUGGUCGUAAACUUGUCACUCAAUGGCGGUUUCCACGGCGAGUGGGCGGUCUCGAAACGCGGGCCAUCCAAUGGGAGAGGACGCUGCGUGUGUCACCAUGGUGACGGGGCUGUGCCCCGGGGGUUGUGAUGGGUUGACAGGUGCGUGACAAUCGCAGCUCUCUGCAAGCAUGUACGCCAAAGGCAAGACUAACAACGUGCCGUCCGACAGCCAGGCCAGAGAAAAGUUAGCGCUGUAUGUUUACGAGUACCUGCUGCAUGUAGGAGCACAGAAGUCAGCACAGACCUUCUUGUCAGAGAUCCGAUGGGAAAAGAACAUCACACUAGGAGAACCUCCAGGGUUCCUCCAUUCAUGGUGGUGUGUGUUCUGGGACUUGUACUGUGCAGUUCCAGAGAGAAGAGACACAUGUGAGCACUCCAGUGAGGCCAAGGCGUUCCAUGACUAUGUGAGUUUCUGACACCAGAGUACUCUUCUUAUAAUCAUUCUUUUACCAACAUCAAAUCAUAUGGUUCCCAAUAUCUAUCUAUCCAUCUAUCCAUCCAUCCAUCCAUCAAAGGGUCUUGUAGUACUCCUUCAAAAUAGAUCAGGUACACAUUUACUCUUUACUUAUUUGCCUUAACCCAAACAUGAAUAAAUAUAUAGCGCCAGAUGACUUUAGAUUUGCUGUCAUUCCGUAAAUAUCUCCAAUAUUUGUUGUAUUUACCAAUCUUACAAUCUGCCAAAUAUCAGAACUUGUGUACUCCUGGCCCCUGUUUGUUGUACUUUUAUACUCCAGUAACUGCAGCACAAUGAGCAGCACCGGAGCACAGGAGGUUUUGAAUUAAGGGCGGGCAUACACUGUACGAUUUUAGCCAGUUUUUGACCUGAUGUUUGAGAUGCACGACCUGGCGACGCUCGGCCCAAUUUCCCGUUUCGUCGGGCGUCUUUUCCCAUACAGUGUACAGGGGAUAACGAACCACCGUCGGACAGUCGGAAGAAUUUCUGACAUGUCAGAAAUUUUGGUUGGCUGAUAAUUUCUUUCGCACAGUGGAAGCAGAGCCCCGAGUCGACCGGAGCAUUUCUCCCUCACUGCGUCUGCGCAAAAUGAUAGUAACCAUGGCGAGGCGUCGGUGGCAUGAAAACAUGGAGGCGAGAUUGAUAGAGCUGUGGCACUGUCCACGUUUAUUGAGCCAUCUCUAACUCCAGA
Molecule: messenger RNA, 1334 nt
Organism: Cynoglossus semilaevis (tongue sole)
Lineage: Eukaryota; Metazoa; Chordata; Actinopteri; Pleuronectiformes; Cynoglossidae
Product: single-stranded DNA-binding protein 3-like
Exons: 4
Coding region: 318-605 (95 amino acids)
Biological process (GO): positive regulation of transcription by RNA polymerase II
Cellular component (GO): nucleus
Molecular function (GO): protein binding; single-stranded DNA binding
Source: RefSeq, a predicted model, not a curated record